Trachemys scripta elegans is the source of this 1599-nucleotide messenger RNA. RefSeq names its product pleiotrophin (gene PTN). NCBI's taxonomy places the organism in Eukaryota, Metazoa, Chordata, Testudines, Emydidae. The transcript is spliced from 6 exons. The record is from RefSeq and is a predicted model, not a curated record. Gene Ontology annotation, molecular function: growth factor activity. The coding region runs from base 300 to 797 and encodes 165 amino acids.
UCUCGCGCUCUGCCUCCCUCCUCUCUCGCUCGCAGUCUGCGAGCAAUUGAGUCCAAGCGAGGAGCGGCGAGUUCCCCGCCUUGAGCAGCCAAAUCUUGGCGAGACAAUCCCGGCCGGAGGGGGGAAGCGAGAGCGCACGGGGCGGCGAGGCAGGAGAGGAGCCCCCAGAUCCAGCCCGAAAGAGACGGGUCGGCCCCGCGCUCCCAGGCAGCCAAGCCCACAGCCAGUCCCUCCGACCCGAAGGCAGCUUGGCCGGCAACUCCACAUACUAAACGAUUGGCAUCAGUGUGAUUUUUGGAAUGCAGCAGCAACAACAACAGCGCCAAAUGUUCACAGCCGCCCUCUUGGCAUUCAUUUUCAUUCUGGCAGCCAUGAGUACUACUGAGGCUGGCAAAAAAGAAAAACCAGAGAAGAAAGUGAAGAAGUCCGACUGUGGUGAGUGGCAGUGGAGCGUGUGUGUACCCACCAGUGGAGAUUGUGGCCUAGGGACCCGCGAGGGCACUCGCACUGGAGCCGAGUGUAAGCAAACUAUGAAGACCCAAAGGUGUAAGAUCCCCUGUAACUGGAAGAAGCAGUUUGGAGCGGAGUGUAAAUACCAGUUCCAGGCCUGGGGAGAAUGCGACCUGAAUACUGCCUUGAAGACUCGAACUGGGAACCUGAAGAGAGCCCUUCACAAUGCUGACUGCCAGAAAAUUGUCACCAUCUCAAAGCCCUGUGGGAAGCUUACCAAACCUAAACCUCAAGAACCCAAGAAGAAGAAAAAGGAAGGCAAGAAACAGGAGAAGAUGCUGGAUUAAUAGAAGCCAUGCUGGGCAGCAGGAGAAAGGGACAUCAGCAAACGUGAUCAGUUAACAGUUUCAUUUACAUCUAGGCAAUUUACCCUAAAAUUAUUUAUAGCUUAAUUGUACAAUAGGAGGAAAAACAAACACACACACACACACACACACACACACACACACCUUUUUUAAAAUGUUACUCUAGUAUUUUUUAAUGUAUAACCCUAACAACAUUUUAGAGGCCUGCAAUAAAGAACUGUAAUUUCAUUCAGAAAAUUAUUUCUAUGGUAUAUUGAACAAUGUAGAGUAUUUUAAGGUAUUUUUUCCCUCAAGUCUUAUUUUAGAUGUCAAUCUGGAUAAGUUACUCCAUGCAGGCAGAACCUUGAGCCUGUGGAAGUCAGUGGGGCAGUGUGUGGGAGCAAGAGUCUGCCCACAUGCAGUAACGUGUAAGAUUCAGGCCUUGGGUCUGAAACAAACAGGACUUUUUUGGGGGUGGGGUGGGGAGGGGAAGUCUUGUCACAACUAGAGAAUUGUGUGGAAACUGUCUGGGAUGGGUGGAAAGGUUUAGUAUUUGCUGGCAAAAAGUAAGAGGGGGUGGGACAGUAAAUAUUCAGUUCAAAAUACUACUGUUUAAAAUCUCAUUGUUUCUACCACUGGCACUUUACUGGCAACAAGAAUGGUGAAAUCCUCUCUAGAAAGCUGGGGUAGGCAAAGUCCUCAAUUUUCACAGUGUGGCACUUGGCUGAAAAAGUGCUUGUCAUAGUGAAACAACAUCAAAACUCUCCUUUUGUUUUCAUGAAAAAUUCAAAGUAACAGAGAAAAA